AUGUCAUCACACGUGGCUUCAGAGUGCCUCGAUGUGCCUAUCGUUCCAGGUACUGCUUCCAGCCAGAUAGACACCUCUCCGCUCUGGGCCGGUGUCGGUCCCGAGGUGUGGAAUUUUGACUAUGAUCAACCUUUUGGGCCAUUAUCGCAACCCGGCUCCUCUGAUAGCUGUCCACCAAUGCCGGUUGAGGAAUUCUUCAUAGAUUCUGAUCCUACCUAUGACGAUUUGCCUGCAACCGAAGACCCAGUGUUGCAUAUAUCGAACUGGCUCAGUCAAGAAUACUCAAGUGAUGAUGAACCUCGGACUCUACCACAAUCCUUCCAGGGUCAGGACAGUCCCACAGAUUUUCUUGCCCUUGAGAGAGUCCGCACUGCGAGCCUUCAUGUGGCAGACAGCGAGGCAACGACUUACCAACCGCAAAAACGAUUCUCCACCGCUUCGAUUCGAGUUCUUAACAGAUGGCUUUCGUCUCAUAUCAACCGCCCUUAUCCUACUGUUGGAGAUGUCGAGAUCAUGCAAAGGCAAUCAGGUCUUAACAAGAAGCAGAUUUUGACUUGGUUCGCUAAUGCCCGGAGGAGGAAGAAACUCUGGACACCGGUCUCCCCAUCAAAAAUCCGAUUGCCUUCGGAUGCGGCACCCCGGGAGAAUUCACAUGCUAGACCACCAACACCGAUCGCUCAGCAGAUGGACCCUUUCGAGCGGUGGAGAAACUCGCCUCCAGAGCAUGAGCCUGCUAGUGUUCCUGCUAUCGCGCGCGCGCUGCUGGGUGCUUCGAAAGAUCUUGAAGCAUCGCCAGACAGUACGCUAGAAGAUGGGCUAUCACAUAGCAUCUCUUCCUCGAUCACCGGGGCGGAGACCUCUCACUCAAGCCAAAGCUCUCACGCCUCGGGAUACUCUCAUUCAUCGGGAGGCUCAGUCAGAUUAUCUGGGUUUACCAGAAAAAAGAAGCGGCGGGCGUUUGUCGCGAAGAAAAUCAAACCUCGAGAAGCAUUGAUGAAGGCUUGUCACCCAUACCAGUGUACUUUCUGCACAGAAACAUUCAAGACAAAACACACAUGGCAGAGACAUGAGAAGUCGCUUCACCUGUCUCUUGAGCAGUGGGAGUGCGCUCCAACCGGUUCACCUACUGUUCAUACACAAUCGGGGCUGGUUUGUGUCUACUGUGGCCUGGAAGAUCCGGAGGAAACCCACUUCGAUACACAUAAUCACAAUGCUUGCCAGAAACGACUGAAGGAGGAGCGAAUAUUCUCUCGGAAAGAUCAUCUAGGACAACACCUUAGACUUGUUCACAACUCUGAAUUUAUGAAGGGCUUGAUGGAAGAGUGGAGAUCAAUGUAUGAGCAAAUACGCUCCCGAUGUGGGUUUUGUGACCUCGAGAUGGAUACUUGGACCGAAAGAGCCAGCCAUCUAGCUGAACAUUUCAAGGAAGGGAGCACAAUGGCUGAUUGGAAGGGAAGUUGGGGCUUUGAUGAAGCUACGCUCGAUGUUGUUGAAAACGGUAUACAACCUUAUCUAAUCGAAUAUGAGCGCAACUCGCCGCUACCAUUUACGACACAGCAAGGCACGCCGUAUAGUCCAGGGAGCGCUUUCGAGCUCAUCGAGGUUGAACUGGAUUAUUUCUUCACAAAUUAUACCGAGACCACUCAUUGUGAGCCCUCAGCAGGAAUAUUACACUACGAAGCGUGUUGUAUUAUCUUCGGGGCUGAAAUUCUCAACCAGGAAUCUGCAUCACGCCCGCCUUCUUGGUUACGUGAUUUAUUAACAUCAUCAGAAGAGAUCACCAAGAAGGCGAAAAUGAGACCUAUGAAAAGCGCGGCCAGGUCUCGAAUCACACCACUGAAAAUCAAUGGCAAAAAACACAUCUUUGAAGACUGUAAACUAGAGGCUUCUCUCCAUGAAUAUGUCAGAGAGCUACAGGAAUUCGGCGUGGAUCCUGACGACAGUGCACUUCAGCAACAGGCUUGUAUUAUUAUCAAAGACAUGUCCGGUCCGUCGCAAGUUCUCAGCAAACUGUUGAAAGGUCUAUUAUAUGGUUCGACACUCUGGCUGGCUCAGUUUCGUCUCCGUGUGGGCCUCGGUCCGACAACAUCAGUCCCUCUCCCACCAAUGUCUAUAGCGAUGCCUGCAGUUGAAGUGGAGCGAGGUCACACAAUUAAUGAUGGCAACGUGUAUAGAGGCCUCUGGCGUCGUCUAAGUCGGUUUGUUCUCAACUCUAUGUCUCCCUUUAACCCCAAUAGCCAUACACCAUCAGAUGAAGAACUCCAGUAUCAAGCACGAUGGAUCAUUUAUGACAGGCAAGUCAAAGAGAUCUGCUCAAUGGGUAUUGAUCGGCAUUUGCUAAUCUUUCUUCGGCUCAAGCGAUGA
Molecule: messenger RNA, 2364 nt
Organism: Clonostachys byssicola
Lineage: Eukaryota; Fungi; Ascomycota; Sordariomycetes; Hypocreales; Bionectriaceae
Source: the annotation of a GenBank genome assembly